This is a messenger RNA of Cyprinus carpio (common carp), 834 nucleotides long. Its product is annotated as signal recognition particle 19 kDa protein-like. NCBI's taxonomy places the organism in Eukaryota, Metazoa, Chordata, Actinopteri, Cypriniformes, Cyprinidae. Bases 125 to 478 code for a protein of 117 amino acids. The record is from RefSeq and is a predicted model, not a curated record. Gene Ontology annotation, molecular function: 7S RNA binding. The transcript has 4 exons. Gene Ontology annotation, cellular component: signal recognition particle, endoplasmic reticulum targeting. Gene Ontology annotation, biological process: SRP-dependent cotranslational protein targeting to membrane; SRP-dependent cotranslational protein targeting to membrane, signal sequence recognition.
CGCCCGCCGCCGGAAGUGUCGUGUUCACAGAAACACUCAUCAGCAUUUAGCCUGCAAGCGUUCAGAAUCAAACUUGUGCGUUUUAAACGCGAAUUAAACCCAGAACCCAGGAGAAUCUGAAGAUAUGGCGCAUUUAACGACAAACCCGGCGGAUAAAGAGCGGUUUAUGUGCAUCUAUCCAGCAUACAUCAACAGUAAAAAGACAAUAGCAGAAGGCAGAAGAAUAGCUGCGGAGAAGAACAAGAUGUAUCCGCGCGAAUGGAACAGAGACGUUCAGUUCAGAGGAAGAGUGCGGAUUCAGCUCAAACUCGAGGACGGAAGUCUGUGCCACGAGAAGUUUGCGUCUAGGAAAGAUGUGAUGUUUUACGUGGCGGAGAUGAUCCCGAAACUGAAGAGCAGAACGCAGAAGAGCGGCGGCGCCGAGGCCGGAGCGCAGCAGGGAGAAGGAGGGAAGAAAGCAAAGAAGAAGAAGAAGUAGACGACUGAAGAUGAUUUGUUUGUAAAGCGGCUCUGUUUUGGUUCCUCUUUGACUGAUUUUGUAGUUUUGGCACCCGAUGGACUUUCAUUUGAGCGCCAGAUUAUCAUUUAGUGUGUAAUAUUCGAUGAGCUCCGACACGUUCAGCAGCGAGACAGAGGUGUUUCUGUUAGUUAUGAAUGAUGGAUUGUGUUUAAACGAGCGCUGACAGAGCUUGAAAUACACGGGCGGCUUGUAUGCUUCUAGGUGUGUUUGUGAGGAUCAGUGUUUUUGUGAGGCUGUGAGGUGGUGUGCUUGUUUACUUCUGUUCACCAUCUCUCCAUCGCUCUGAAUGUGUGAAAUAAAGAGAGGAGCAGUCA